Molecule: messenger RNA, 5022 nt
Organism: Tetrahymena thermophila SB210
Lineage: Eukaryota; Ciliophora; Oligohymenophorea; Hymenostomatida; Tetrahymenidae
Product: transmembrane protein, putative
Exons: 7
Source: RefSeq, a predicted model, not a curated record
AUGGAAGAAGCUGAGGCUGUAGAAUUUUCUCCCUCUUACAGAAUUUUAGAGGUAACUGAAGAAUCUGAUGAAGAAUCAAAUCAUAAUCACUUGAAAAAUGAAUUUUCUAAUUCUUAGCAUGAAAGUCAUUAAGAUACUGCUUAAUCAGCCAAAAAUUAAUAUCAAACCCAGAAAUAGCCAUAAGAAAUAAUAGAGAUAGAUGAAAAUUUAGAUGAUGGUGAAGAAUAGUCCUUCCAGUAUAGUAAAAAAAAAGUGGAUAGCAGUGGAAAGGAAAUCGAAGAAUUUUAUUAAAAUAUGUCCUUUUAAAACUCUCCAAAUUAGCCUUAAGUUUUAUAAAUAAAUAACACUAGCAAUAUUCAGCCUUCUUAAAAGAUAAAUCAAAAUGUAUAGAAUGCUUAUGGAUACAUAAACUAAUAAUAAUAAUUAUAAUAGUAAUAAUAAUAACAAUAAUAAUUUUAGAAUGGAGUUCCUUCUUUUAAUAUUUAAAUUCAAAGAAAUGGAGAAAAAUAUGAAUUAAAAAGCGCAAGCAAAAAUUUAAUGUAAACUUUUUCAAAUACACAAAAUCAAUAGAAUAACUAACCAAUUGCUUAAAACGCUCCGAUCCAAGUCUUUAAACCUUAACCUAAUUUCAAUAAUAAAUUACAAUAAAAUCAAAAUUUACCACCUUAAGAGGAAGAAACUAGAGAGAGAAAGCUUAGUGUUUAGCCUGUAAGGCUGAUAGAUUAAGAAGCUUUUUUAAUGAAAGCCUCUCCUUAGAAUUAAAAUAAUGGUAAUAAUGCAAAUGUUAAUUAUAGUAGUAGCAAUAAUAAUAUAAAUACUAAUACAAGUGUAAAUACUAGUUAAAAUUCUCGCAACAAUUAGAGAGCUUAGACAAAUUCUUCUGAUAAGAAAAGACACGAAAAAAAUCCUUAGCAGAACGACUAGCAAUUUUCAAACUAAGUGUAAUAUUUAAUAAAUAAAAGAACACAGGCCUAGCUAAAAAAAGAGUAAGCUCUUUCAUCCUAAAAAAAGUAGAUGCUAAACUAAUAACUUCUUAAUGCAAGUGAUGACGAAAUGGAAAAUAUUGUUCCUAUGAGCUCUAAUCCAAAUAAACUCCCUUUAACUCUAGUGCAAUAAGAAAACUUAGAAAGAUAAUACAAAGAAGUGCUACUUGAGCUUGAGUCUACUUAAAAGCAACUAGAUGAGGUUGAAAAAUCUCUAAGAAUAGAAACAUUAAAUUUCGAGGAAUCGAAGAGACAUGUAUUGAUAUUAAAGAUGGCUCUUUAAUAAAAAGUUGAAGAGGAAACUCUUAAACAAAUUUUAGCAGAAGUUAUUCAUGAUGCAAGAAUAAAUAAAGUAGAUUUGUAUACUUAUUUAGCAAGGUAAAUGAAUCAAUAGUAGUUAGAAGGAGAUAAAAAUAAGCAUAGAGUAGUAGAUUUAGAAAGGUAAGUUAAAAAGCUAAAGUAAAUUAAUGAGGAACAAUCGAAGCAGAUGAAGCAGCUCUAGGAAUUUAAUGAAAGCAUAAAUGUAGAGUUAAAAAAUGCAAUUUAUGCUUUAUAAAUGGCAGAAGAUGAAAAAGAAAGAAUGCUGGCUGAGUAAAGACAAUAAAUUUUAGAUUAAAACUCUCAUGAAAAGGAUUAGCUUUUGGAUUACUUGACUGAUUGCAAAAACUAAAUAAAUGUUUUAUAGCAAGAGAUAAUUAAUCUUAAACAUCAAGUAAAUUCUAAAGCAUUAAAUUAUUCUAUAGCUUCUGAUCAUUCAAAUCCAAACAAAAAUAGCUAAGUACAACAACAAAUUACUGCUGGAGAUGUAAAUAAUAUCUCAAAUGGCUUUUCUAAUAAUAAAUAGCAAUUAUCUGCAAACUAACAUUAAUCUCCUGAACAAUUAUUUAAUAAUUUAAGCAAUAACAAAUUGCAUAACUAAGAUAAUUCUUUUAGCCAUUAAAAUAAUUAAAAUAGUUUAAAUUUUAGUAAGAACAUAAACAAUGAUUCUGCUGAAGGAAAAAAUAGUUUACUUGAUCAUCACUAAGAAGGAAAUCUAGGAACAAAUAUGUAAUAAUAUAUUCAUCAUCCUGAUGAUUCAUAGAGAGACGAUUAGUCUCAUACAUAAAACUAUAACUUAAUACAUCAGCAUGAAGAACAAUAAAAUUAUCAUGAGAACUCAUAAAACUCUAUACAUUAACCUUAAAAUCUGUAAAAAAAAUUCUAAGAUGAAGAACUAGAAGAAUUGCUAAAAGAAAUAGAAGAAAUUAAUAUAGAUGAUAUGCAACCAGAAGUAGUUGUAGAAAAGCUUAAAAAAUUAGGUGGAGAAGCCAAGAGAUUAAAAUAGGAAAUAGAAUAAAAUAAUUUAGUUAUCUAAGAUUAUAAAAUGCGUUAAGAAAAUGAAAGAUCAAGAUAUUCUGAUUAAAUAAAAGAAUUGUUUGAGUAGUUAUCUUAAACAAGAUAAGAACUUCGUUCCAAAAAAGAUUAAUUUGAAUAACUAGAAUCUAACUAAAUAGGGUUAGAAGAGCAAAUAGAAUCUUAUGAUUAAAUUCUAUAGUAGAAACAAGAGGAAUAUGAAAAGGUGAAUGAAGAAUUAAGAUAGCUUCGUUAAAUUGCAGGUGAUAGACUCUAAGAAAUGAAUGAAAUAAAGUUAAAGUAUGAAAUAGAAAACAAUGCUCUUUAAUAAGAGGUAGAGCAGCUGAAUGUCAUAGUUUAAGAAUAUGAAAGUUCUAUCAACUAAGAUAAAAAUUCAAGUGAAGAAAGAUCUUCUUCUAUGUAAUUUAACUCUUAAAGAAGUGGAUAACAAACAGCAAUCAGAUAAAGUAACUCUCCUAAGAAUUAUAGCACCUUCUAAACAGGAAACUUAGCCAAAUAAGGCAACGAAUAAAAUUAAUUACAAUCCAGAUAAACUUAAGAACAAGAAUCUAACUAACAUUACAACGUUUCUACACUUAAUAACUAGGUUGAAAGACUGUAGAGCGAAAUAUACUCCAAAGAAUAACAAAUCUAACAAUUAAUUGAGGAUAUAAAAUAAAAAGACUUGCAUAUUCUCCACAUUACAGAUGAUUUUUAAAAAUAGAUUUAACACCUAAAUCAAUAGAUUGAAGACAUUCAAAACGAGAAAGAAACAAUAAUUCAUGAAAAUGAAUAUUGUAAAAAAGAGGUUUAGAAGCUAAUGGAGAAAGACCUAAUUAACACAAAUAAGCUUAAAGAUAAAAAAGAAGUCAAACAGCUUUAAUAAUAACUUGACACAAAGCAAUUAGAAGUUGAAAAAUUAAUUUUAGAAAAAGAAAACUUAAACUAUUUUGUUGAAGCAUACAGAAAGUUUAUUUUUAAUGAAAAUAUUAAAAGAGCAAUUUAAGAGUAUAUAGGAGUAAUAGAGAAUAUAUCUUCUUUAGAGUAUAAAAGAAGAGAAAAUGUUCAUAAAAUAAAUUCUCUUGAAAUGCAACAAACAUUAGAAGAAUACUAAAAUGACAUUAUCAAAAUUAAAGAAGAAAUUAUCUCUUUGAAAGAAAGUUAAUUUACACUAGAUGACCAAAAAAAGGUUCUUCUAACACGUAAAAUUUAGCUAGACAAAGAGCUUGAAAGUAUAACAAUAUCACAAUCAGACAGAUAUGAAAGUUGGUAAACCCUCGAAGAAGAUUAUCAAGAAAUAAAGAAAAAAGUUGAAAGACAAGUUAGAGAAUUUACUUUAAAAGAAAUUACAUAUAAUAAUGUAUAAACUGCAUAUAAUGAUUUAUUGAAGGAAUAUGGGCGUCUCUUAAGCUAAAGCAUUACUUAGCAGAAGAAACCAUUAAUGAGAAAUUAGUCUGCUUAAGGUGGAUAAACAUUCAUACUGAAUAAAAGCUUACAAUCUAAUUUAUCUUAAAAUCAAUUUAGUCCAAAUAAAAAAUCAACCAUUUAAGAAGUAUCAGCAGAAGAAAACUCUUAAAUAACAAAUAAUGUAAAUCAAAAAUUAUUAAUAUAAAUAAUAAAUCAAUAUUAUUAAACUAGUAUACUAUUAAAAUAUCUUCUGAUGAGGUUUAGGGUAAAAAAUCAAGAUACGACAGCAGCCAUCAUAAUAAUGACAUAACUUCUUCUAAUUAUUACGACAAUAUGCUAAUAAUAGAUAAUGAAGAAGAUGUUUACAAUUAAUAAGCUAGUUAAAAUAUUAAUAAUUUUAUAUAAAAUAAAGAAAUUCAAUAAAAUCUCGAAUGAAAUUCUCUUUAUGUGUAAAAAAACAUUUUCCAUUUUAUAUUAAAAUAAAAGUUUAUUUAGCUUAAUAUUACUAAAAUAAUUUCUAUCUUUUCAUUAAUUUGGUAUUAAUAUUUGUUUAAUUUAAAAUAUCAAUAAUUUUGUUUUAUUAAUUUUAUUCAUUCAUCUCUUAAUUUAAAUUUUUAAUGAAGUCAGGAAUAGAAAAUUGAUAAGACAAUAUAAUAAAAUUAUUAUAAUUGUGUUUUAUAUAAAAAUUAUUUCAUUUAAAACAUUUAACAAUCAAAAAUAAAAAUUAUUAAAAACUAUGCAUAGAUAGAUACUAAAAUAAUUAAUUGGUUUACUUUAACCAAAUAAAAGUGAGAAAUAAAUAAAUAAAUAAAAAUAUUUAUAUAAAAUAUAUAUAAAUUCUAAUAGAAAGAUAUAUAUAAAAUAUAAUAAAAAAAUGGACUAAUAAAUAAUUAUUUAUUGGUUUAUAAAUGUAUUUAUAAGAUAAAGAUAUAAAUAUAAAAUAAAAAUGACUGGACUGAUAAAUGAUAUAUAAUUAUUUAUUCGUUUAUGCUUUUAUGUAUGCAUGUAUUUUUAAAGACUUCAAAAUUAAUCUAUGACCAUUCUAUCUAUAUACAAAUAAUUCAGCAAAUAAAUUUUAUUAAUAAAUAAAUUUAUUGAUUAUAUUUUUACUCUUCUUAUUAGUGAUUAAUAGUUUAAAUUAACAAAAUUCUAUUUCUUUAUUUACUUUCUUUCUCAUAGAGUACUAUCAUCAGCGAUAAGAAACAGUAGAAAAAUUAAUAUAUGGCGACUAUAAUGCUUAUUUUUUCUAUGGAGCAGCUUCUUAAACGCCCUUAAUGUAUGGAUUUUAGUGAUAUGUUGA